Anopheles stephensi (Asian malaria mosquito) is the source of this 3270-nucleotide messenger RNA. Its product is annotated as dynein intermediate chain 3, ciliary-like. The transcript has 3 exons. Gene Ontology annotation, molecular function: dynein light chain binding; dynein heavy chain binding. Gene Ontology annotation, biological process: outer dynein arm assembly; cilium movement. Bases 183 to 2006 code for a protein of 607 amino acids. The record is from RefSeq and is a predicted model, not a curated record. NCBI's taxonomy places the organism in Eukaryota, Metazoa, Arthropoda, Insecta, Diptera, Culicidae. Gene Ontology annotation, cellular component: outer dynein arm.
UCGGUGUUGGGCGAACCGUUUUAUCCGCGCGGAUUCUGGGCACGUGGUUUUGAUACGAGCACGUGUGUGUGUGUGUGUUUCCCUGGAUCACCUGUGUUGUUUCAGUUGACGUGCAUCUUCCUGUGACGCACACCUGUUGCAUUCGUGUCCGUUUGGCUCAGGUGCAGUUGAAAAACAUCAAAAUGAAGGUGGAUACCAACGUGAGCACCAGCCAGAUGGAGCAGAACUGGACCCGCUACAUGGUGAUGUGCGAUCGGAAGGAUAUCCGGCAAACGGUCAACUUCCAGGAGGAGAACGAAGUGCAAGCCACGUUGGUCGGUAACAAGGCGCUGGCCAAGCAGUACGAGAUACAGAAUCCGGUCGACCGGGGUACGCAGAGCACGAGAUGGAUACUGAACACGCCCGUCUGGACGGUGCACAACCGGCUGGUACACACCGGCAUUACCCAUGUGGAGGGCGGUUGGCCCAAAGAUAUCGACUGCUGGCGUGACGAGGAGCUGAUGACGCGCUAUCGCCGAAAGCAGGAGAAAAGUGAAGCCUACGUACAGCAGAUGCGAGGCCUUACCAGGACGAUAGAUCACGCGAUAAUGCAGAACAAUGCGUGCAACAUCUACCAGAACUACUUCGAAGACAUUGAGCAGCAUGAGCUGAUCGAACAGUUUACGUCGAAAACGGUACACGUGUACAAGGACUACCUGGAGGAGAAGCGCUCCUGCACGUACAUCUGCUGGUCCGAUGAAGGAAAUCAUUUCGCCUCGGCACACUGCAACAUUGGCCAGCGCCGUGGAACCACUACCGAUUGCUACAUCUGGGACAUUGAGCAUCCCAACAGUCCGCUGCAGAAGCUGUUUCCCCCGUACCAGACGCGCUGUUUGGAGUACAACUUUAAGGACCCUAGCCAGAUGGCGGGUGGUUUGUUUUCCGGGCAGGUGGCAAUCUGGGAUAUACGGGCGUCCGGGACACCGGUGGAAACGACGCAGCGCGAAGCAAGCCACAACGACGUGGUCACCCGCGUACUGUGGACCAGCUCGAAGACCACGAACGAGUUUCUUUCCGGCUCGACCGACGGGCGCAUCCUGUGGUGGGAUUUGCGCAAUCUAACCGAACCGUACGACUACCUUAACCUCGCACCGAAGGACGUUAAGUCGCGGGAGGAGGAUCCGCGCCACUGCUUCGGCGUGUGCUCGGUAGAGUUUGAACCGACCAUGCCGAACAAGUACACGGUCGGUACGGAGAAUGGGAUGAUUUACAGCUGCAGCCGGAAGUACAAAACGCCGGCGGAUAAGAUACAGUCCACGAUCUAUGCACACACCGGCCCGAUCUACUCGGUGGAGCGGAAUCCACUGUUUAUCAAGAACUACAUCAGCGUGGGCGAUUGGCAGACGAAGAUCUGGACGGAGGAUUGCAAGGAUAACCCGAUCGUAUGGACGAAGGAGUACGCGGUACAGCUGACGUGUGGCAUCUGGAGCCCGACCCGCUGCUCGCUGGUGUUUAUCUGCCGCAUGGACGGGGUGAUGGACGCGUGGGACGUGAUCCAUCGGUUGGACGGGCCGGUGCUGCGGUUGAAGCUGUCCGACGCACCGCUUUGGUCCGUGCGCGUUCACAAGGCCGGCAAGCUGAUCGCGAACGGCACGGACAGUGGGACCAUCUACCUGACCGAAAUCUCCGACAACCUAACGUUCAGCUCGGCAAACGACAAACCGGCACUGUCCGGGAUGCUGGAGCGUGAGAUGCGCCGCCAGCGUCUGCUCGAGGCGAAGAUCAAGGAGAUCAAGCUGAAGGAGAAGGAGCUCGAGCGGGAGCGCAUGCGACGCCAGAUGCGCAUGGACAACGCGAACUCGAUCGAGGAGGAGGAAAAGGAUCUCGUGACGGACGCGAUGCACCAGUUCUGGACGAAGAUCCACGGCCGGAAGAGCCUGAAGAACACGCUCAAGGGCAUCCGGAUGCGGGAUACGGGCGUGGGCCUGCUCGCCAAGGACAAGAAAGCGAAAAAGGAAAAGCGCUAACGCGGCACCAAACGAUCGCCAGCUUGUGUGUUUUUUUUCUUCACUGUUUUAUUGUACGAAAAUUUGAACAUUUGAACUUCGGCACGCAAAGCACAACACAACCGAAACGGGAAAAUACAAACGACUACCGACCGUAUAUAUGUAUCUGUAAGUGUGUAUAUUAGAAGGAGUACAAACAAUCGGCUGCGCCCUGAGCCAUUUGCCCAGCGCGAGGAUCCUAUGAAGUUAAAGUGAACGAUAUAAAGAUUGCUUUUCUUUUUCACGUGGUAAGUGUGUCGCCUUCGUUAACGUUAAUUCAGUUGGUCAAUAGAGUAAGGAGUUCUUGGUAUAUAUGUAUGCAAUAUAAUAUGGCUUCUUUUUAAGUAACUUCAUGAAUAAUUGAGAUACAAAACAGGAAAGGGCGCUACGCCGAGACUAGUUGCGGUACUGGUAGGAUUAUGUGUUUGUUUUUCUGCUUAGACAACUAUAUCGAGAGCAUUUGCCAACGAAACGCGUACACAGCGUGCGUGUGUGUGCGUUGUUCGCGUUGUUUCUUAUAGCUGCCAGUAGGAUACUAAUACAUUGUAAUCUUAUCAUCAAAACCUAUUCUCCUUCCGGUGUUUUAGGAUUUUGUUUUUCGUCUAACGACCGGUGUGCAUAGCACCACGGCACCCGUCAGCACAUCGUCGUCGUCGUCAUUUCAUUUAGCUAAGUGUAAGUAGAAAGUACAUUGCGGAAACUACCAAAACGACAACCCUUAUAAAAAAACAUCGUGCCCCUGCAAUCGAAUCGUCGUCUCGCGUGUUUUGCAAACCACGUUUUAUCAGUACACCGAUCGCACGAAUCGGAUCGAACGUCGAGUUGUUUAUGAUUUGUGUGUUUGUUAUGCUUGUUUGGUUUAGUUUCACAUAAUAUUAGAUAUUCUCACUCAUUAGGAUGCAGCUAGUGUCCCUAGGCGAACGAAGCUUGUUUCGAUUUUUAAAGUGUAUAACACCAGUAAUUGACAAUAAAGAGGAUUGGUUUUUGGUUUUGUUUUAAAGAUGUUUACACAAGUAUGUUCACUGCCGAAAGGAUCGUGAGAUCGUGCCCCAUUUACCUUCUCAAUCCUUGCUUUUGCGUCAUGUUUGUUCUGCAGAUCGCAUGCGGGACAUACAGCAGUGUCGGACAAAACACUAUAACAACCCAGGGUUUAUGGGUAGACGCGCCGAGAACUACAGGCUCUGACUGUGAUCCUCACUCGCACAUUGAAGAUCUUUUCUCUAAAAAAAAAAAAAAAAAAAAACAA